CGUAACCAAGUUUUUUAUUGAAAGAAAAAACCUGAUCGUUUCAGUUAUGGCUUAAUCAAGCCUUUUAAAAACAAAAUUUAUUUUUACAGCUUGAAUUUGCAAGAUUUUUGGAGUAAAAAGAGAACCUUAAAAGCGAUUAUGGCAUUCGUUGUUUUAGUAGUUGGAUGGAUUGUGUUGGGACUGAUGGGCUUAAAGGUGUUGUACAGUUUGUGCAAUUUUAUUUACUGUGUUAAACUGAGUGCUGCGCUUGGCCACAGUCUGGAUUUACGACGAUAUGGACCCUGGGCGGUGGUGACUGGAGCAACAGAUGGGUUGGGUGAAGCUUACGCUUGGAAGCUUGCUUCCUUAGGAAUGAACAUCGUGCUCAUCAGCCGAUCGCACAGCAAGCUUCAAGAAGUGGCAUACGAUAUCAAGCGAGAGCAUCACACAAUCCAGAUAAGAACGAUCGCUGCCGAUUUCACCGAAGGAGAUUCCAUUUACCCGCUGCUGAAAUUUGAGCUAGUCAACCUACCGUCAGGAGUGGGAAUGCUGAUAAACAAUGUGGGAAUGGACGUGACAACGAGUCAAUUUGACGUACUGUCGCCAGAAGAAGAAAUCCAGAAAAUAAUCAACUGCAACAUUAUGGCCAUGGCGAGAUUGACGAAUUUAUUGCUACCCGGAAUGAGGAGUAGACAACGCGGAAUCAUUAUCAACGUGGGAUCCAUAUGGGGCACGGGCACUUGGUGUUCGACGGACCAAUUCGAACCCUGUUCUAUCAUUUAUGGGGCGACAAAAGCUUUCGUGGACAAAUUUUCUCAUGACUUGGCAGUCGAGUGCCGUCAGGACGGAAUAAUUGUUCAAUCCGUAAUGCCAACAGUGCUGGCAACGAAAAUGCACGGAUUACAAGACAUGUCGUCGAUGUUUGUACCCAAACCUGAGACGUUUGUGGACGCCAAUUUUUCAACACUUGGUAUCGAAUCAAGAACUGCAGCGUACUGGCUUCACAAAAUAUUGCUGUACUGGCGAGAGGUUUUGCAUUUUACUCUACCAGGUUCUAUGGCCCAGUGGUUUUCUAGGAAAAUUUAUGUUGGAAUCAAAGUGCAAAAGCUAUGGACUGAAAAAAUGAAUACUGUCAAGUAACAUGGCACGCAUUUGUGUCAUAUAAUAAUGAGAUUACUAUUUAAGAUUCCGUUGAAAGACGCAGUCUGAAACAAUUUUAUUAGCAGUAAGUUUGAAGGCAAAAGGUGAACUAUUUCAUAAUCGGAAAAACACGUUGAAUUGUGUUACCUCAUGUUAUUUAUGCAUGUAUAAUAUUGAUACACACGAUUUUGAUUCGUUGGUGAUAGUGUAUAACGUGUUCGGGUUUAAUAUGUAAAAAUUUAUCAUCCCAUCUUUUUAUGUUUCACCUAUAAUUAUGUGCCAAUUUUUUUUAAAAAUCGUGCUGGAUACUUUUCCUUGUCUUUCCUAUCACUGUUUUUGGGUUUUUCUUUACAACACCAAUAAG
This is a messenger RNA of Daphnia pulex (common water flea), 1483 nucleotides long. Its product is annotated as very-long-chain 3-oxoacyl-CoA reductase-like. Bases 139 to 1119 code for a protein of 326 amino acids. The transcript has 6 exons. The record is from RefSeq and is a predicted model, not a curated record. Gene Ontology annotation, cellular component: endoplasmic reticulum. Gene Ontology annotation, molecular function: oxidoreductase activity. NCBI's taxonomy places the organism in Eukaryota, Metazoa, Arthropoda, Branchiopoda, Diplostraca, Daphniidae.